UUGAAGUUGUGCUCCAGUAAGUUUGACACAGUUUUUGAACAGCUGCUGAUGGAGAACAGAGAGAAAAUAGUGACAGGGGGAGGUGAGUAAGAAAGAAUGACGUCUCCACAAAGAAAGAUUAGAAAGGCGAUUGGUUGGUGUAGAAUUUUUGAGGACUGAAGUAGUAUAUAAGACAUGGGCCAGAUGAAAGACAGAGAGACGUGAAGUGAUAGAAAGAAGAAAGAAGGACAUGUUUUUGGAUUUGCUAUGUAAAGGACUUAGAGAAGAAAAGAGAAGAAAAGAUGGGCGUUCCUCAUCAAGCUAAAAAGCAGUCACCUGGAAGAGCCAGCAGUGGUCGCUUGGUGCCACACACACCUCGACAGACACUCUCAGGGCAGACGCGACAUACUCCACGUGCCGCUCAGCCUCGGUCGGCGACGCCCCGGAAGCAGGUCGCACACACCUUGCAGGGACACACACACAGUCAUGCGCACUUGCACUCACACUUGCACCGCUCGCUGUCUGCUCAAGGUGUUCCGACUCGGCCCGGGAACGGACACACACACAUGCAUAGUUACACACACCUGUCGGCUCACGCUGACCAAGGUGGCUGUAACCUCUUCUGCUACCUGUGUUACUGUGCCUACUGCCUUGGCCUGAUGGUCCUUUCAUUCUGUCUUCUUCUCUUCCUCUCUCCUCCUUCACCUCGCUCUCACUCUCACCCUGCAUCUCCUCAACCUCCCUCCACCUCCCCCCACCCUGAUGAGUUCAUUUCAAUGCCUUUGUCCUCCUUAUCAUCAUUUGCUGUUUCUUUCUGCCCUCAUCCAUCUCUGAACUUCUCCUCCUCCAACCUCUCUACCUUCUUUCCUUUCACUCCUCUUCUGUCCUCCACUGGCUCUCUUCCAAAUGAUUUUCUGUUCAAUCUCACCUCUCCUCUCCCUCCAUGCCCCUCCACUCAAUCCCACACUUCACAUGGUGCUUCCACUUCAUCCCCCAACUUCCAACAUGACUCUUCAUCCUCCUCUUCUUCAUCACGACCCUUUAUGCUGGUCCCACCUUCUCUGCUGCUCCUGCCCCGCCCAUCUCUGUGUCGUGCUCACCCUUCCUCUUCUCGCACACUCCCAUCUUUCCUGCUUUGCCCAAUCAGUUUCACAGACCCUGCCCUCUCAUCUCUGGAGCAAAUCCCCUUGGCGGGCGCCAUGCCCCGCCCCAAGACACUGCUGAGGCAGCAAAGCCUCCAGCAGCCUCUCAUCCAACCUCCAGCCUCAGGCCUUGGUGACCGUUCAGCCAUCUCACAGAGCUUGGGUCAGCUCCAUCCUCAACCUGGAGGAGGGGCAGGGCCGGGUGGAGGGGGAGGAGCAACAUCCACAGCUCAGCAUAGAGGAACAGGAACUCGAGGUACUAGAGGCAGCACAGCAGGGGGCGGAGCUGCACGCUAUAGGUCAGGAGGCACAGGGAGUCGGGUCUUGAGGGGAAACCCCGGCAGCUGGGAUUACAUGAUGAGCCAGAUCAAGAACCGUGGCCUGGAUGUCAAGUCUUUCCUGGAAGGGAAGAUGGUGGUUCUCUCUCUGACGAUUGGAUUGGCUGAGCAGGAUGAUUUUGCCAAUCUACCUGACCUACAGGAGGUACCACCCAGUCAAGAAACCCCUGCUGACAAGAGUAGGAAUAUGGGUAAUAAGCCAGCAAACAGUCCUAAGGGUCAGCCACCAGAUGCUGAUGGACACUCCUCUGUCUCUGACCUCGCUAACUCACUCACUGGAGACAUGGUGAUGUUGUCUCCUGGCUCCGAUGAGGAUCAUGAAGGCCCGAUCAGUGAGAAGCUGGGGAGGAUUCAGUUCAGUGUUGGCUACAGCUUUCAGGACUCUACUCUCACGGUCAAAAUACUAAAAGGUCAAGACCUGCCUGCUAAAGAUUUCUCCGGCACUUCUGACCCCUUUGUAAAAAUCUAUCUUCUGCCUGAUAAAAAGCACAAACUGGAGACCAAAGUGAAGAGGAAGAACCUCAAUCCUCACUGGAAUGAGACUUUCCUGUUUGAAGGGUUCCCGUAUGAGAAGGUGCGAGAGCGCACGCUCUACAUGCAGGUGCUGGAUUAUGACCGCUUCAGCAGGAACGACCCUAUAGGAGAGGUGUCUAUUCCCCUAAACAAGGUGGAGCUGGGACAACACCAGACUUUCUGGAAGGACCUGAAACCGUGCAGUGACGGCAGUGGAAGUCGAGGAGAUCUGCUCUUGUCUCUGUGUUAUAAUCCUACUGCUAACACCAUCACUGUUAACAUUAUAAAAGCACGCAACCUUAAAGCCAUGGACAUCGGAGGCACAUCAGAUCCGUAUGUAAAGGUGUGGCUCAUGCACAAAGACAAGCGUGUGGAGAAGAAAAAGACAAUUACUAUUAAGCGCUGCUUGAAUCCUGUCUUUAAUGAGUCCUUCCCCUUUGACGUUCCUGCACAUGUGCUCCGAGAAACCACCAUCAUCAUCACCGUCAUGGACAAGGACCGACUGAGCCGCAAUGAUGUCAUCGGCAAGAUCUAUCUGUCGUGGAAGAGCGGUCCAGCAGAGGUAAAGCACUGGAAAGACAUGCUGAGCAGGCCACGCACCAACGUGGCACAGUGGCAUGCCCUCAAAGCCUGAUCACCUUCAUCUGGUCCCACCCUGACCCCAUAACCUCUAACCUUUGACCCUUUGAGCCCAUAUCCCAUCCUUAUGCACAAGACUGACUCGAUGCCUGGCUGCAAAACACGGGUACUUUUAGCCAUCCAUUCUCAAACCUUAGAACUAAUAGCCUCUGCCCUUGUGUGACUUUUGCUUUCUCCCUUAGCUUAACAACACCUGAUCUUUUUUGGUUCUUGUUUUUCUUCUCUCUUGCAGCCCUACUUGAUCUCUGCUGUUAUUUUGGUACCAUGAUUGGUUAAGGUCUGCAUAUGAAGCGAUCAUAAUCAUUAAACUAGUAACCGUUAAACUAGCUUCCUUUUGAAACUUGUAAGCAAAUAAUAAUUCUUCCUAAGUUCCUAAUGAUCUACGUCAACACAGAAAAAAUUGAAGGAAGCCAUUUGAAAACUGCUAUAUGCAAACUUUAAUGUCAUGUGUUACCAACUAUUUCUGCUUGUACCUUUCAGUUCACUUUCAGUUCAGUCCUAGUUUUAUUACCAAAUUUCCCUAGAGGCCAAUCACAUCUGUCCGAUCUCUGCUUCUCCUCGAUCCCUUUUCUAUUCCGUCCUCUCUAUCCUUUCCCUUUUCUCUCCUGUUCUUUGUGGGUCAGUCUAUACUCUUGCAUUAAAUCCAGGUGAGAGCCAUCAGAGACUCUUGGGAGCUCAUUUGUUAGCCAUAUUCAGGGGCGGACUGGCCAACAGGAAGGUUGAGACUUUUUCCACUGGCUUUUUCCUCCACUGAAUGGGCCAGAUCUUUUUUCCAGAUUGUUCAUUAACCUACUUGAAGGGAAUGUUGGCUGGCAAAACAAGACUAACUAGAAAAAUGAGUCCUUGUGCGACAUUCACAUAAAACCAUGUCACUGCAUUGUCCAACAAAGAAGAAAUGCUGCUUAGUAGUAUUGUGGAGUAGAAUUUUAAAGAACAUACAAUUUUAACAUGUUUCAUUUAAAUCUCCAUGCACCACUUUUGUUUAUAGAUUUACUUGGAUGCAUUAUGCCUCGGAUCUAAUGCAGCCUAGUCCAUGCAAAAUAUUAUUUUGAACAAUUGUCACACUAUAAACCCAAUUCCCUGAUGAUUUCUGUUCCCAGUCCGCCCCAGGUCUUCUUUUGUGUUUAUUCACUAUUACACACAGAAGGAAUUUCAUGCUUAUUUAAUCCACAAGGGUGGAACAACAAACUGUCAGAUAAACAUCAGAUGAUUUCAUUAUCAUUUUUAACAGCAUCCGCUUUCCUUUAUCCAUGUUCUUUAUUCAGCAUUUUUAUUUUAUCCAUCCACCUUUCUUCACUUCGCUCGCCUUUGCAUUCUGUCCGAAUUUCUGAUUCUUUUUUACUUUACGUCUCCAUCUUACUGAAAGAAUGGUAGUAAAUUUUCCCCCUUUUCCUCUGAUUUUUUUUUCUCGUCGACAUGUCGUAGGUGAUGUGUUGUAGCUCCAGAUGAAAAACUAUUAAUCUUUAGUGAACCGAAGGGAAAACCACUAACUUUUGAGACUAACUGUUCCAGCUCCUCUGGGACAUUUGUAAAAAAGAGAUAUAGAGUCAUUCACAAGGAAUGAAAUCAAAUAAUACAAAAAAAAAAAAAAAAACAAGAUAGUCAUCUUUGCCAUAAAAAUAGACUAUUGAUAAAUUGAAGCAAAAUGUUCUUCCAAACUUGAUGUGAGGUGUGAGAAGUGGACUGCGUUUCUUUUUUUUUUCUUUCUUUACUUGCUGAGGUCUCUGCAGGAAUCCUUAAGAUAAAGAGUUUGCCCUAAUACUGCCUUUACCUGACUGAGUGCAUGUGUGUGUGUGUGCGUGUGUGUGUGUGCGCGCGUGUGUGUGUGCGCGUGUGUGUGUGUGCGCGUGUGUGUGCGCGCGUGUAUGUGUGUGUAAAAUCUCUGAUGUGAAAAAGCAGCCAAUAUACAAGGUUAUCUUCUUUUCUCUUUCUGGCCUUUCUGUAUGCCUCUGAAAAUGAGAUGGAGAUAUAGAGUUAACCUGCACUAUAUGGCAGUGUAAUAAUGAUGAGAAAUAUAAUAAUAAAUGUUUUAAUGGUAAUACUUGUAUUUUAAGGGGGAGAUAACUCAAGAUUGGUGUAGCAAUACAUGGAGGCUGGGCAAGACAGUACAGCACUGACACACGAUCAUGAUCAUUCUGUCUCUCUCUCUCUCUCUCUCUCUCUCUCUCUCUCUCUCUCUCAGCGACAUUCAGGCCUUCAGCACAUGGAUUUUGCCUGUAGGUGCUUGUAAUAUUCAUGCUAUUAUUUUUAGUGUAUUGAUCUUAUUUAGUUGAGAGAAGGGCUUUACACACUUAAUUUGGGGUUAUUGUAAACUACUAACCCUGCUUUUAGUGUGAAAUGUUCCUUAACCUGGAGUUCAACACAAUGUGAGAAGCCCUAGAGUAUUUUAUUUAGUUUGAAAUUACAGCACCACCAUUACAAAAAGUUUAUUUAUUAUACAUUUUUAUUAUUGAUGAUUAUUAGCCUGGUUUAAAAAAUCUAAAUAACAUUUACUUGGCCAUUUUUUUCACACCUAAAGGUGUUCCUGACUUUUAAGGUUUGAGAGACUUGUUCUGUACUUUGUUGUGUAUGUAAUGGAUGUAAGCUCUCUCGCUUCAUUACGUAAUUAAAUCAGUUGUAAUAUAACAGAGACAUUGUCACAAAGCAACUUUACAGGUAUCUGGAUGUAGAGUCACAACAUCCACUCUGGGAUACAUGCUAAUGUGAGAAAAAUCUUAAAAAUAAAUGAUCAAAAAGUCGACUGACCGUCUGCAUACGUGUUGUUAGAGAUUGUUGUAAUUCUUUAUUUUGUUAAAUCCAUUCCAAUUUUCUGUAUAUUACAGCAGUAUUAUGUUAUUCUGCAUGAUCAAAGCACUAGGAUUUAGCUAAAUGUACAGAUGUGAUUUAUUCAAAUAACAACACUAAGAAAUUAUUAGUAAGAAAUAAGAGUAGAGAUGAACACACUUAUGAGAUUAUCAGCAAUAAUAGAUUUGUAAAUAAUAUAGGAUAAAAUCACAAUGUUUAUUUAUAAUGAUGUACAAACACAUUUAUAACAAGCUCAUCUAUGUAUAAAGUCACCAUAAUAUUAAGAGCAUGCCUAAAUGUCGGAUUUGUGUCUGUGCUUUAUGUAAAUUUGGGGAACAGAGUAGACGCAAGGAGCAGCUUGGGAUAGUGGCUCAAAAGCACUGCUACGGGAAAUAACAGGGAAAAAAAUGUCAGUAGAGUCGAAUAAAUCCUCAGUCUUUUAAAGCUGUUAUGAUGAUGCAGUCUUGUGGGAGGAUAAUCAGCCAUAACAGAAGAGUCACCAUGGAGAGUUUUAAGCAAGGGAGCAUGUAAAAAACGGCUAAAACAAACAAGUGUGCAAAAAUAAACAGGAAUGAAGACAUUCUUUUGAUUACUUUUGGAAUUUGGUAAAUAUUGUCAAUAUAGUAGUGGUGAAGUUAUAUCACACAUACUGUAUUUAACUGCUUAACCUCUAGGGCCUGAGUCCCAACUUUCACUGCACAUCCUUCCUCUUAGUUUCACUGUUUCUUUGUAUCACUGAUUUUAUUGUAGUUACUGGAUAAUGUGCCUUAAAAUCUUUUUAAGAUGACAGAACUGAAUAUUUAUUUAUAUUAAAAACUAGGACCACAAGAGCUGAGAACCAACAACUUUAGAACCAAGAUUGAGGACCACAAUGCAUAAUAGUUGUAGGUGUGUGUGGCGUGUGUGUGUGUUUGCACUAAGGUAUGCGUGUGUGUGUGAGUAUCUAUCUAUCUCUGGAUUUGUGUGUGUGUGUGUGUGUGUGCGCAUCUAACAUUGAGCAUAUCAACAGUUGGCAGUUGGUGGUGAACCAUUUUGUGUGUGUAUCUCUCUGGAGUUGUAUGGAUGUGUUUGUGUGUGUGUGUGUCUAUCUAUCUCAUGGGUUGUAUGGAUGUAUGGAGCAUGUCAAAGGCAGUUUGUGUGUGUGUGUGUGUGUAUUUGUGGGUUUGUAUGGAUGUGCGUGUGUGUAUGAAUUUAUGGUGUUGUAUGGAUGUGUGUAUAUGUGUAGGGGGGGUGUGUGUGUGUGUUCUUGAUGUGUGUCUGGGUCCCUGUGUGGUUGUUGCUCAGUUAGGACAGCACUAGUGAGUUCUUGCUGCUUUCCGAUCAUUGGAUGUUCUUUGGUAAGAAAUCUGAGCUCUAAUCAAUGCGGCAUUGCAGCCAUUUACACAUAAUGGCAAUCCAUAUCUAUGGAGCUCUUCUUGUUGAGUGCAUGCUUUUGGGGCUUAAUGUGGCCUCCACCUUUGCUGCUUUGGUUUAUGAACAAUUAGUAAAUAAAUAAAGGCUUCACUUCUUACGAGCAAUGUUCCCCAUUCCACAUUAGUGAUACUGAAAGGAUUUAAAAGCCAUGAUCAUUUUUCUGUCUAGUGCAGGGUGAUAUAGAGAGGAUGCUUACAUGAGCUGUGUGUGUUCUGUGUUUCAUAACAUAUAUACAGGUGGUGUUGUAUUCUUUUGUGUUGUGAUGUGUUGAGUAGUUUAAACGAGUAAAUACUGCCAAGGUCUGCUUGUGUGUUUCUGUGCUACAGUUUAAUUAACCACUGCCACUUAUUGUGUUCACUAAACACUGCCUGUGUACCAGAAUGUGUGACCUCAUUAAAUACUGCCUGUAUUGAGCUGAUGUCUAAAACAAAGAUUACUGCCAAGCUUCCUACAGUACUAUAGUUUCUGUACUAAAAAAAACAAAACAAAAAAACAAAACAAUGCAAAGUUUGCUUAGGGUUCAAAGUGUGUGCGAGAGUGUGUGUGAGAGAGUGUGUGUGUGUGUGUGUGUGAGAGUGUGUGUGAGAGAGAGUGUGUGUGUGUGUGAGAGAGAGUGUGCGUUUGAGAGAGUGAGUGUGUGUGUGUGAGAGAGACUGUGUGUGUGUGAGAGAGAGAGAGUGUGUGUGUGUGUGUGAGAGAGAGAGUGUGUGUGUGCAUGUGAGAGAGAGUGUGUGUGAGAGAGAGAGUGUGUGAGAGAGAGAGUGUGUG
Tachysurus vachellii is the source of this 7576-nucleotide messenger RNA. RefSeq names its product synaptotagmin VIIa (gene syt7a). The coding region runs from base 282 to 2606 and encodes 774 amino acids. The record is from RefSeq and is a predicted model, not a curated record. Gene Ontology annotation, molecular function: clathrin binding; calcium-dependent phospholipid binding; SNARE binding. Gene Ontology annotation, biological process: vesicle fusion; calcium-ion regulated exocytosis; regulation of dopamine secretion. NCBI's taxonomy places the organism in Eukaryota, Metazoa, Chordata, Actinopteri, Siluriformes, Bagridae. Gene Ontology annotation, cellular component: synapse; axon; synaptic vesicle. The transcript is spliced from 8 exons.